AUGCGUAAAUCACGACAAAGAUCGGUGGCCAUACAAAGUACCGAUUUCACAGACGUCGAAUCAGAAAACAAUCCAAUAACGAGUAUAUUAUGUAAAAAAACCGGAUUCAGAGAUCUCCUACAAAAGUCUGUCACGAUCGUAUCCGAGGAAAAUGAAAGCAAAAAUGUAACCGUGAUUGGGAAAAAAAUGGCGAGAGGAGUACAAGCGACAUUGGGUAAAAAUCCUGCAGUACAAAAUCAAUCAAUUCAUGAUAAAAGUAAUUUAUUGUUUCCUGAAUCUGUGGGUUCGGAGACUGUAAGAGUGGUGAACAGGGGUAGCGGGUUACCUGGAACAUCAAAAAUUACAUCAACAACCAUCAGUUCUUAUUCAAUGUAUUCUCAGAUCAAUGAUAUUUAUCGGCAACCUCAAGAGGAAUCGAUAGCUGUUGUUAAUAUAUAUGACGAAAAAGGUUUACCAUCAUCAUCAAAUUUAUUUCAUUAUGGACCACAGGGACCGCGACGAUUUUCUGACGAAACCGUACUAUUAAUAGAAGAUUAUCAAUCAUACGAUUACACAAAUACUGCUGGAAGACAAAGUCAUGCAAGCAGCACAGGAACACAAAAACAAUUUACAUGUUGUGGUAUAAGAAAAAAAAGAAAUUCGCAUUAUUCAUUUCGACCUACUCCAUUACAAGAAAAAAAUGCUGAUGAAAAUGAAGUAAUCGUUUGUAGAAUUUGCCACGAUGAUGAAAGUUUAGAACCGCUAAUACAACCAUGUUUGUGUAAGGGUUCCAUCGGAUGCGUUCAUGCAAAAUGUUUAAAAAUAUGGUUAGAGCAAUCAAACACGAGUCGUUGUGAGCUCUGUGGUUAUCCUUAUGCCAUCAAACAAACAAAAAAAUACACCAAAUGGGUUUCUUUGAAAGUUUUUUUUAAAUCAGUUGCCGACAGAAGGACUUUGAUAUACGAUGCUAUUUCUUUCAUAGUAAUAACUCCUUUAACUCUGGUAGGUGUCAUAAUGUGUCUGAGAGCUUCUUUUUUAACACCAACAGAAGAAUUUUUAAAUUCAAAUAUUCAAAUGGGAAACAUAACAAAAGUUGGAAUGAUUAUGUUAAGUGGAACGAUUUCAGUAGCUUACGGAGUUUGGCUAUACACAUUAAUAUCAUUUCAUUAUAAGACUUGGAAAAAAUGGUACAACAAUUGUUUCGACGUCGAAGUACUUCCAAUAAGAAUGACAUCGGAAGAAAGAUUAGAAGCAAGUCAAAGAUUGCAAGAAGAUAUUGGAAGAAGAUUACGUUCAAGAGAACUUGGUUCAGCCAUAACAUCACUUUAUCCUCCACAUAAUUACGGCCCACUAAGAUUAUCUUUAAUCGAAUCAGCUCGUUCAUAA
Messenger RNA from Pediculus humanus corporis (human body louse), 1365 nucleotides. RefSeq names its product membrane associated RING finger, putative. The record is from RefSeq and is a predicted model, not a curated record. Gene Ontology annotation, molecular function: ubiquitin-protein transferase activity; zinc ion binding. The transcript has 7 exons. Gene Ontology annotation, biological process: protein ubiquitination. Bases 1 to 1365 code for a protein of 454 amino acids. NCBI's taxonomy places the organism in Eukaryota, Metazoa, Arthropoda, Insecta, Psocodea, Pediculidae.